AUGAGCUUGGCUGAUUCACAACCAGGAGGAUCAAAUGGAGCAGACAGGCUAGCCUUAUUGGCCUUCAAGGGUCGCAUAUCCAACGAUCCCUUCCAUGUUGUGAGCUCUUGGAAUGAGUCUGUCCCCUAUUGCGAGUGGUCAGGCGUUAUAUGUGGUGGUCGCCUACAUCCAAACAGGGUCAGAGCCUUGCAUUUAUCAUCCAGUGGAUUGGUAGGAUCCUUGGCUCCAGAAAUAGGAAACCUCAGUUUCCUUCGAGAGAUUUCUCUCUUCGACAAUAGCUUCCAUGGUGAAAUCCCUCAUGAAGUAAGCUUUCUGUCCAGGCUUCGUUAUUUAAUACUAUUCAACAAUUCAUUUGAAGGGGAAAUCCCACCCAACAUAUCACAAUGCUCCAACCUUAUACAACUCCGUUUUGCUUACAAUAAUAUUGUGGGGAAAAUUCCAGAAGAAUUUGGCACCUUGUCAAAGCUUCAAUUUCUUUCAUUCCAUUUCAACAGAUUAACUGAUCAAAUUCCACAUUCCUUUGGGAAUCUUUCAUCCCUUGACACUAUUUCCGGAGCAUCCAAUGAUUUAAGUGGAAGUAUUCCAGAUGCCCUUGGCCAAUUGACCAGAUUAAUCUUUCUUGGGCUUGGAGGUAAUAAGUUGUUUGGUACUAUACCUCCCAGUGUAUAUAAUCUUUCCUUACUUGGUGCUUUUAGUGUCGAAAUUAAUCAACUUCAAGGGAGUUUUCCACCAAAUUUGGGCUUAUAUUUUCCUAAUCUAUGGCGGCUUUCAGUUUUUGAAAAUCAGUGA
This is a messenger RNA of Macadamia integrifolia, 789 nucleotides long. Its product is annotated as LRR receptor-like serine/threonine-protein kinase EFR. The transcript has a single exon. NCBI's taxonomy places the organism in Eukaryota, Viridiplantae, Streptophyta, Magnoliopsida, Proteales, Proteaceae. The coding region runs from base 1 to 789 and encodes 262 amino acids. Gene Ontology annotation, molecular function: protein binding. The record is from RefSeq and is a predicted model, not a curated record.